UUCUAUUCUUUGGAUCCUGUGUAUGAUGUAAUGUCUGACCCGUAAAUAGAAAAUAAACCAGUAAUACAUAGAAAGUACGCUACUGGUACGUACAGAGUAGGUGUGGUGACACCUGGUUGACUUACGAAGCGUUACGUGUCAGUAUAUAAACAGAAAAUCGGUGUAUCAGUUCAUACAACAAAAUCUGGAGGCCAACAAAGACAGAUUUUCCAUUUUUCCCGAGAUAAAUAAAGUUAAGGCAAUAGCAAAAUGGCAGCUAUUCUUCCUUUUUCCGGAAGCAAUACGACCAAAAAGGUCUUGGAACGGUAUUUAGACAUUCCACAACCAUGUGACAUUGUCCAGGUAGAAUAUAUAUGGAUCGACGGAACGGGGGUCGGCCUCAGGAGCAAGUGUAAAACCAUGGACUUCGAACCCAUGAACCCUAAAGAUUGUCCGGUGUGGAACUUUGACGGGUCCAGUACUGGUCAGUCUGAAGGGUGUAACUCGGACAUGUACCUACAUCCUGUAGCCUUGUUCCCUGAUCCCUUCCGAAGGGGGCAGAACAAGCUGUGUUUAUGUGACGUUUACAAGUACGACAAUACGCCCGCUGAGACAAACCAUCGCCAUACGUGUUACGAUGCAAUGGAGAAGACCAAGUCGGACAAACCAUGGUUUGGUAUAGAACAAGAGUAUAUUUUACUGGACAAUGAUGGACAUCCCUACGGCUGGCCGAAAAAUGGCUUCCCUGGACCUCAGGGUCCUUACUAUUGCGGAGUGGGAGCCAACAAAGUAUACGGGAGGGAUAUCGUUGAGGCUCAUUACCGCGCAUGUCUGUACGCCGGAAUCAAAAUCGCUGGCUGUAACGCCGAGGUGAUGCCCGGGCAGUGGGAGUACCAGGUGGGACCAUGCGAAGGAAUUGAGAUGGGGGAUCACCUGUGGAUCGCACGUUAUAUCAUGGACCGUGUCGCCGAAGACUUCGGUGUCAUCGUUACCCUUGACCCUAAACCUAUCACCGGAAACUGGAACGGUUCCGGUGCUCACUGUAACUACAGUACAUUGGCGAUGAGGGAGAAGGACGGACUCCGACACAUAGAGGAAGCGAUCACAAAGCUAGAAAAGAGACACAUGACUCACAUAAAAGGAUACGAUCCUACGGAAGGUGCCGACAAUUCCCGAAGGUUAACGGGACUACACGAAACAGCUCAUAUAAAUGACUUUUCGGCAGGUGUCGCCAAUAGAGGCGCAAGUAUCCGGAUCCCCCGCCAGGUGGCAGGAGACAAGCAAGGGUACCUGGAGGAUCGGCGUCCAUCGUCAAACUGUGACCCUUACCGGGUAACGGAACUCAUGGUCAGAACUACAAUUCUAGACGAGAGCGACUAAACCAAAGUCACGGGUUUAAAAUGUUACAAAAACUUUUAUAUUGAACAAAUCUCCUGGGAGGCUUCAUUUUAGGAUGUGCUUCGUCCGUAAUUCUUCACUCUAGUACAAACAGUAUACCAACAUUUCUUAGAAAGCGAAGGGAAACUCCAGGAGGCACCGAGCAGGGAACAAUAUAAUUUUAACUACCAUUACCUAUUUCUAUAUAUAUGACUGUAUCUCAUGUAAGGUAACAGUUUUGUUAACAACAAAACAGAACUAUGAUUUAUGUAUCAAUGUAUUGUAUUAUUUAUAUUAUUUAUAUUUAAAAUGUACAUGCAAUUUUAUACAGGAAGAAGUCUCUAGGACUUUAUUAUUAUUAUAUUUUUUAAUAACUAGUACAAUGUCAUCUUCAUAAAAUAGAUGCAGUGAGUUUGUCAGUGAGCUCACUUCUCCAUAAAUCAUACCAACUUACCUACAAUAAAUCUCGUCUGUUGUUCUACAAUAUACACCAAUAAUCUGUGUCUUUUUGGCACAUGUUCUAUUUUUGUUAUAAUUUUCUACUUUAUGUACGAAUUUAAAAUAUAUUUUACAGGUUACUAAAUAAGUAUUUAGAUAACAAAAUAGCAAUGUAAACACUUAUCGCCAGUAAAUAUAUAUUAUUUUCAGAAUCCUACACA
Molecule: messenger RNA, 2015 nt
Organism: Pecten maximus
Lineage: Eukaryota; Metazoa; Mollusca; Bivalvia; Pectinida; Pectinidae
Product: glutamine synthetase-like
Cellular component (GO): cytoplasm
Molecular function (GO): glutamine synthetase activity
Source: RefSeq, a predicted model, not a curated record